CAAAAAAAAAUUAGUUGUGUGCAAUUAACAAUUCAGUUCUAAAGUCAUUCGCAUUUACACAUUAUUCGAGUCCAAUUUCUUAUCAUGGCUCGAAGUCACAUCAUUUCUGCGAUGUUCCUGACACUCAUUUCUGCAAAUAUAAUACAUGGAGGAAUUGUAUCAAGACUGUUUCACGAAAACGGUAUUUCAGAAUUUGCAGGUAUACCCAUUCGUGAGUUACCUCAAAAUUUUGUGACAUCAGCAACUGGUACUUUGAAUGGCUUCAAAACGUAUAUUGAAAACUUACUUACUAAUUUUAAUCAACGUAUGAAUAUUCCUGAAUAUUCUAUAUUACAUCGUAUCACGCAUGGAAAUAUAUGGCCGAAUGUUGCGAAUCCAGCACCGAUUGUUCCUAGCCGUAUAAUACCGCCACGUCCUAUAGGCAAUUAUAAAGGCAUUGGUGAUAGUAUUGGUGCUGCUUCCGCUGCAGCUGCAAAUUCCGCUGCAUCUAGAAGAUUAGCAAAGUACUCGUCUAUGUAAUAAGCUCGCAACUCACUGUAAAAUAUCGACGCUGUACAGUUAUUAUAUUAUCUAACAAUUAAUGCAUAAUAUAUAAUACAAGAUUUACACAAAGUCCUUAAUAUACUUACUGUCAGUAAGUUUGAUUAAGUACAUCGAAAUAAUAGAAUGAAAUAA
Molecule: messenger RNA, 675 nt
Organism: Acromyrmex echinatior (Panamanian leafcutter ant)
Lineage: Eukaryota; Metazoa; Arthropoda; Insecta; Hymenoptera; Formicidae
Source: RefSeq, a predicted model, not a curated record